AUGACCGAACGCCUCACAAAUACGCCGAAACAGACCACCAGCAUCGACCAACUCUCCAUCGAAGUUGUGCCAGUAGCUCGUGAAGACGAGGUCGCAGACAUCUGGCCCAUCAAGUGGGGAACAACUAAGCUCGAUUCCGCACUCGGCCUUUUCCACUUAGCACAGUACGGCAAGACCCUCGAUAAGAGAGCAUGGGACGAUCUUGUGGUGAAUUGGACAAGCGAAGAUAUGGCGGCAGUCGAAGCGCUCUUUCUAAGGAAAACAUGGCCCGAGAUGUUACCGUAUCCAAAUCUAGUUGCGUAUGCACGAUACGUUAACGAAUAUUAG
Alternaria rosae is the source of this 327-nucleotide messenger RNA. RefSeq lists its product as uncharacterized. The record is from RefSeq and is a predicted model, not a curated record. Bases 1 to 327 code for a protein of 108 amino acids. NCBI's taxonomy places the organism in Eukaryota, Fungi, Ascomycota, Dothideomycetes, Pleosporales, Pleosporaceae. The transcript has a single exon.